Molecule: messenger RNA, 2641 nt
Organism: Pogona vitticeps (central bearded dragon)
Lineage: Eukaryota; Metazoa; Chordata; Lepidosauria; Squamata; Agamidae
Source: RefSeq, a predicted model, not a curated record
CACUUACAGGACUCAAAAGAAAACUGUUUGAAGUUCUGGUUUGCAAUCUGGGCACACGGGAACGCCCACCUGGCAAAUUCAAGCCAGCCCUGGGGGGUUUCCUAGCCUGAAUCCCUUGAUUUGGGCGUUCGGAGAAAAACACGGUGUGGAAGUCACCGCAUCCUUUUUUUGUGUGAUGGAUACCUUCAUUAUCGAAUUCUGUUACAAAAACGUCACCGUGAAAGAGGAUGGGAACAACUUCACGGCAAACUGCCGGAUAUGCCCGAAUAAGACCAUCUCGGGAAGCAUCCGAAGCUCCAGCAACUUUCUGAAACAUGUCAAAGUACGGCACCCCCUCCGAUUCAAGGAGUAUGAAAAACUGAAGGACGUGACGUGGAAGAAGAAAAAAAGGAUCCUGACAGACUUUGACGAGGCGACCAGGAGUUCCGUGGAAGCCGAACCCUCUCCAUCUGGUGGCAGGGAGAGGCGGCUGCUCAGGGAAAUCAAGAAGGAAGAUGAUGUGCAAGCCAUAUUUCUGGGCAGUGAUUUUGGUGCUGAGACAGGAACCAGCUCCUUAGGGUCUGAGAUCCCGCCGGUCAUCCAGAACAACCAAGGAUCGCCCAUGGUUGUCGAAGUCCAGCCGCCCGAAGAAUCGGCCUACGAGGACCGGCGGCGGCGGCCGAUCAUCCUUCCCACCCCCACCUGCCAGGAAGUGCCGUGGUCAGGCUUUGAGAAGGCGUUCACCUUUGUGCGCCAAAAGGGGAAGAACGUCGUGGUGCAGUGCAAUUACUGCCUCCCGGCGAUCAAACACGUCAGCUCGGCCAUUACGUCGGCCUCCAACGUGAAGAAACAUUUGGAGAGGGCACAUCCUGAAAAGCUGAGGGAAAUCGAACGGGCCAGGAAAGCCCGCCGACGUGGCCGUUACGAGCCUCCGGCUCAAGACGAGGACCCUUCGCCAGCCAAAAUGCCGAAGCCGCAGGAGCCGACGACCCACGAGAGGUGGGGAUCCAGCCGGGAGCCUGUCACUCAGAGGAUCCUGGACCGGAAGAUCAUGGAUUUCAUCGUGGAGGAGACGCUGCCUCUCCAGACCGUGGAAAAGGCCUCCUUCGUGGGGCUGGUUCGCCUGGGCUUACCCAAAGACCUCACCGUCAUGUGUGCCAAGACCCUGAGGGAGAGGAUUGAGAAGCGGGCCGCCAGCAUGCAGGAGACCCUCUCGCACAGGAUGGGGGCAGUGGAGCACGUGGCCACCACCGCCGACUGUUGGCUCGACGGGAAGAAAUGCUUCCUCGGGGUGACGGCCCACUGGAUCUGCCCCACGACCCUGAAGCGCGAGUUCGGGGCACUGGCCUGCAGGCGCCUGAGGGGUUACCCCACCUCCGACCUCCUCGCCAAAGCCUUGGACCAUGUCCACGUGCAGUACCGGAUCCACAACAAAGUGGUCUCCACCACCACGGACAGCGGCGCCAAUUUCGCCAAGGCCUUCCACGUCUUCCGAGCCAAAGAGCCGUCCGAGCUCGCCGACCUUGGGCUGGAGGAAGACGAGGACGGCGGGGACGACCAGGAGGCGGCCGAGGUGGAGUUCGUGCCCAUUUCCGAGCUCCUGGACGGGCAGCCAAAAGCCGAAGAAGAAGCAUCGGAGUCGGAACACGCCGGCCUGCCGCCUCACCAGCGGUGCGCCAGCCACACACUCAACCUGGUGGCGACCGAAGACAUUCAGAUGAUGAUCUCUGACUCCUCUGUCAACAGCCCUCUGGGGCCCUUCAGGAAACUCUUCUGUUCUUUGAUGGAGAAGUGCAGCAAGCUGUGGUCCAAGCAGAACCAGUCGCCUCAGAUCGCGGAGUACAUCCACGAGCAGUGCGGCGUCUACCUCAAGAUUCCCAACAAAGCCCGGUGGAAUUCCACCUUCGAGGCCCUGAAGCAGCUGAGCGAACUCCUCUCGACCGUGCCGCUGAAAGUGGACGCCAUCAUGGACCAGUGCUCCUUGGUCCGGAUCACGGCGGCCGAGAGCCUGGUGGUUCAGGAGUACACGGAGAUGAUGGGGCCCCUGGCCCAGUCUCUCGACAUCUUGCAGAGGGAGAACGGCAUGUUCAUGGGCUACCUGCUGCCCACCUUGUACAACCUGGAUCGGAAGCUCCACGGGCUGGAGAACAAGCCCGUCCGGUACACCUACGGCCUGCCGCUGCUGAGGGGCGUGCGCGAAGCCCUGAGGAAGCGAUUCGCCCCAAUUUGGGAGGAUAAGAAGCUGCUCCUGGCAGCCUGCCUGCACCCUCGUUUCAAAGUGGAUUGGCUGGAAUCCGCCCAAACGACACAGACCAACAGGUACAUGAUGGAAGCCCUUCUGAAAGCCGAGAUCCGGGGCACGGUCGCCGAGGACAGCGACGGGUCUUCAGAGAAAGACCAAGAAGGGGACGAUCUGGAAGACGACUUCUUCAACAUCCAGCCUCGUGGCAGGAAGUCUGCCGUGGAUACGGCCGACGAGGAAGUCUUACGGUACCUGAAGUCCCCCAGCCGGGAGGUGUCCUCCCUCCACGCCUUUCCUCGCGUCCUGCGCUGCUUCCUGCAAUACAACACCGGGGUGCCCUCCAGCGCCUCCGUCGAGCGCCUGUUCAGCACCGGCGAGAGCCUCACGUUUUUCUGCUGCGCUUGUGGUUCUCAGAUGUAA